Exaiptasia diaphana is the source of this 1130-nucleotide messenger RNA. Its product is annotated as general transcription factor IIF subunit 2. The transcript has 9 exons. Gene Ontology annotation, biological process: transcription initiation at RNA polymerase II promoter; transcription by RNA polymerase II. The record is from RefSeq and is a predicted model, not a curated record. Bases 6 to 782 code for a protein of 258 amino acids. Gene Ontology annotation, cellular component: transcription factor TFIIF complex. Lineage: Eukaryota; Metazoa; Cnidaria; Anthozoa; Actiniaria; Aiptasiidae.
ACAAAAUGGCGUCUACCAGUGAAGUUGAAUGUUCUGGACUAUCAAGGGAUGUCUGGCUUGUUAAGGUACCAAAGUUUUUGUCUAAUUUGUGGAUGGAAAAAGCAGAUGAAACUGGAAUUGUUGGAAGUCUAAGGAUCAGUCAAAAUUCACAGAAAAAUGAGAUCAAAUUCAAUUUAGCAGAGUCAUUAGCAGGUGGUGGAGAUUCUGAUAAAGCAAAAGUCCCAAGAGAUUACAGGUUGCUGAUGUCCAAGGUUGACCAGUCCUUAGUUGUUUUUUCAAAAGGCCAAGCAGGAAAUGGUGACACAACAGACACAUCAGAAUCUGAUAAAAUAUCCUUAGAGGGAAAAGUAGUUCAAAGAGCAGAUUGUAGACCAAUAAACUCAAAUGCAGAAUAUAUGUUAUUGAAAAGGGAAUCCAUCUUAAGUGCAAGCAAACCAGCAAGACAGGCAAAACAACUUAAGAAAAUUGUCACUAGUUCUUACAAACCAGUAUCUGAUCAUAAAAUGAAUAUUGAAUAUGAGAAAAAGAAGAAGGAAGAAGGAAAGAGAGCAAGAAGUGAUGAAGAAGAAGUAAAAGCUAAACUUUUCCAUGCAUUUGGUCAACAUCAGUAUUAUAACCUGAAAGACUUGGUGCACAUCACAAAUCAACCUAUUGUAUAUCUUAAAAGCAUCUUGAAGGAAAUAGCUCACUACAACACCAAAAAUCCACACAAAAAUAUGUGGGAACUUAAACCAGAGUAUCGACAUUAUGAAAAACAUUCUGAUGAUGACAAACAGUCAUAGGAAUUAUCAACUAGGAACACAUUUAAUAAUUUUACCUAUGAUCCAUUAGACUGAUUCCACCAGUCYGUMUGGUCGCUUUUUUUCAGUGAGAAUUCAAACYGACAAACGGAAACUACGACCUAUGGAAUCAGUCUAAUKAUCCAUAUGACAUUCAAGACUUAUUCAAUGUAUGUAAAUACCAGUUUCAUCUAUUGUUGUUUAAUAAUUGUUGUGAAAUACGUAAUAUAUAUAUCAUAAAAUAUUGUAUCAAUAAACUGAGCUCUAAGGUAGAUGCUAUAAAUAGGUAAUUAGCCAUUAUGUAAACAUUAAUAGGCUAACAGGAAAAUGAAAUAAAAGUGUCAAAUGAUA